Messenger RNA from Gloeophyllum trabeum ATCC 11539, 792 nucleotides. RefSeq lists its product as uncharacterized. NCBI's taxonomy places the organism in Eukaryota, Fungi, Basidiomycota, Agaricomycetes, Gloeophyllales, Gloeophyllaceae. Gene Ontology annotation, cellular component: Smc5-Smc6 complex; nucleus; site of double-strand break. Gene Ontology annotation, molecular function: damaged DNA binding; single-stranded DNA binding. The record is from RefSeq and is a predicted model, not a curated record. Gene Ontology annotation, biological process: double-strand break repair via homologous recombination. The transcript has 3 exons. The coding region runs from base 1 to 792 and encodes 263 amino acids.
AUGAACGCGACGAAUCGCCUGAUCGAGAACUACACCAAGCGGAUCGCGGACGAGACGGAGAAGCUCGAGCAGCACACGCAGGCGAAGCGCGACGAGGUCGACCGCAAGCUAAAGGACGCACAGCAGGAGCUGCGCGACGCGGAGAAGGAGCUCGCGGACGUGCGUACAGAGAAACAGGCGAAGCACGCGGAGAUGCAGCGCCUGGCCGCGGACGGCGAGCAGGCGGAGAAGGCGCGCGAGGACGCGAAGAAGGCGAUCAUGGACGCGCAGGCGGCGACGGCGAACGCAAGGCAGCAGGAGGAUAAUGCGCUCGCGGUGUAUGGGAAUAAUAUGAAGCAGGUGCUGGAGAUGGUGCAGCGGACGCAGUGGAAGGGCCAGCCGCCUGUCGGCCCGCUGGGCACGUAUGUGAAGGUGAAGGACCCCAAGCGGUGGGGAGAGGUGCUGAGGAUGCAGCUCGGGGGACAUAUGUCUGCUUUCGCGGUUACGGAUGCGAGGGACCGGCCGGUGCUGAAGAGGAUCUUGAAUCAGACGGGGAAUGCUGGAACCACGAUCCUGAUCUCUGAGGUCGAUAUGUUCGACUUCAGCCAUGGAGAGCCGCCGUCCAACGUCCUGACCGUACUUCGUGCACUCGACAUCUCCGACCCAUAUGUGCUGCGUCUCCUCGUCAAUGCUCACAAUAUCGAGAGAACCGUGCUCGCCGAGGACCGCGCAGAGGGUGAUAGGAUCUUGAAAAGUCUCCGUAGCGGAGUUGCUUGGACGAGGGACACGUACCGGGUCCAGAGAUACGGGUAA